CUGAGCGUGUGAAUAAUGCACCUCUCAUUGUUGCUUAGAUCUGCGCAUCAUCAUGCCUGCAACACAUUCACAGUCAAACACAUUUACACUACAGUCAGGCAGACGGGCCAUGCAAAUCCACUGUAGCCUUCAACUGGACCUUGUUGACGAGGGCUUAGCAAUGGCAUCAGCUACGAUCCCUAUCAAGUGCGAUCCGCAGUAAAAGAGGCAAGAAUGGAAGGCGCACAAGUGGCCAAAGUGGAUGGCAACUCCUUGCUAAAGGCCGUCUACCAAAGCAGGUUGCGUCUCACACGUCUGCUUCUAGAAGGUGGAGCUUACAUCAACGAGAGCAAUGAACGCGGGGAAACGCCCCUGAUGGUCGCCUGUCAGAGCAGACCCGCAGACCCCCAAAGUGUUUCGAAGGCUAAGAUGGUUGGAUAUCUGCUUGAGAGCGGUGCUGACCCAAACAUCCAGGACAAGAGCGGGAAGACGGCUCUUAUGCACGCCUGUUUGGAACAAGCUGGAGCUGAAGUGGUGUCGCUCCUCUUGGGUAACGGGGCUGACCCUUGUCUUGAGGAACAUACGGGUUCUUCGGCUCUGAUUUAUGCCAUCAAUGCCAGUGAUGAAGAGACUCUUAAAAUGUUGAUGGAUGCCUGUAAAGCCAGAGGAAAAGAAGUUAUCAUCAUUACCCCUGACAAACUAGCAUGCGGAAGGCAAACGGCAAAACAGUACCUUUCGAUUCCUCCGACUGCAACAGGGGAUGAAUGGGACAAGAUGCAUUCCACCCUAGCUCCAUGUGCUUCUCCUUCUGAUAUUUACCUCAGUACAUCACCACAGGGGACCCUUUCCUCCAGCCCUACAGAGCAUAUGUUUUCCUUCCAGGACCUCCAAAGCAUGGCAAGCUCCCAACAGACUUCUCCCUCCCACCAACCGUCCCUGGUGAACAGAAGAGUGGACAAGCUCCAUCAUCUUCAAAGACUACACUCCGAGCCCUGGCUGAAGAUUCCACGGUCUUUCCUUGCCCAACAGCAUGCCAAAGGUACGUCUCCAACUGAGGAACUCCCUGACAUCACCCCAGAGGAGGAGAUGACUUUCAGAAUGAACAGAAUGGCUUUCGGCAACUGUCCACUUUCACGUCAUUGCAGUGUUGAUCUAAAAGAAUCCAACUAUUUGAGUCAAACUAACAAUGGCGAAGGUCUCAGACCUGCAGGAGGACUGUGCCGAAACAUGUCCUUUGAUAGCUUAUCAUCGCUGCACUCUCUGUCCCAUCCCAAUCUUCACUGCAAAAGAAAUGCAGAAGCUUCACUAGCCGGAAAAAAUCCAGACAAAGCUCUGCCGAAUUUGCCAGUCUCCAGUCUCCGUAACAUCAUCCAGAGAAAGAAACUAGGAAUGGACCACUACAGCUCGGAUUCCCAGCUUGCCCUAACCCUUGCCAACUGCCCAGAAGAUCGUAAAGGACACCUGGAAAAGAGAAAGCUUGUUAAGUCUCAGUCUCCAAUGUUGGUAGGCUCCAGAGAAUCUCUUGAAAGUGUCACAAUGCCAUGCCUGCACAAGAGGAACCCAAUCGGCUAUGAGCGGCGAGGCUCUGGGCCGCUUCUAUUGGAUCCCAUCUCUCAUCCUCGUGUCGGCUUCCUUCCUCCGUUGAACCAGCACGCUCCAAUCCCAAACAUUACUGGGACCAGCAACUCAAGUAGCAUUGGCUCCAGCAACAAAGUGUCUGCGGGACCAAAGCUCUGUUUUCCCUCCACUCCGACAGGUUUUCCCAAGGAUCCCAAGACCAGGAGGCUACUGAUGAGGAGACACUCCAUGCAAACUGAGCAGCUCAAAAGACUUGGUGAAUUCAAUGAAAUUUUUGGUCACUGAAUGCUAUUGCAAACAUUUCAACCACCUGUUUACACAAGUGCAAACUAACUGCUCAUGCUUCAACAGCCAGCACCAAAUCUCUUUCUCCACAGGACAUAAAACAUUUGAAGGAUGUCUAUAUUGAAAAUAAACAGUUAAUCUGGUGGUUUACCUAUUAACAAACUAAUACAUGAUUUAGGUCACUGUAAAAUAAAUACAAAUGCUUUUGUGUUGAGCUUGAUGCUCACAAUCUAUCUAAAAACAUACAAUCAUUACUACUCAAAAUGUCAUCUUCAUGGGAACACCAACCAAAAGGAAAAUAAUAUUUAUUGAACAGUUUUGGUAAUUAUUAAAGGCUACAUUUGUUACAGUGAUGAUCACAACCCUUUGGUUGUUUGGAUGUCAUUGGACCUCAAUGGAGAGUCUAAUAACGGCAGUCAAAAGAGAGAAUGAUGUCAAAUUUACAGUGACUUCCAUAGACGCUGUCUAAGAAACACCCUUGCACUACUUUUUU
Molecule: messenger RNA, 2335 nt
Organism: Triplophysa rosa
Lineage: Eukaryota; Metazoa; Chordata; Actinopteri; Cypriniformes; Nemacheilidae
Gene: ankrd34ba
Product: ankyrin repeat domain 34Ba
Exons: 2
Coding region: 214-1842 (542 amino acids)
Molecular function (GO): protein binding
Source: RefSeq, a predicted model, not a curated record